Messenger RNA from Numida meleagris (helmeted guineafowl), 1897 nucleotides. It is a transcript of the gene HOXB6, whose product is annotated as homeobox B6. The transcript is spliced from 3 exons. Bases 787 to 1221 code for a protein of 144 amino acids. Gene Ontology annotation, molecular function: DNA binding; DNA-binding transcription factor activity. Gene Ontology annotation, biological process: regulation of DNA-templated transcription. NCBI's taxonomy places the organism in Eukaryota, Metazoa, Chordata, Aves, Galliformes, Numididae. The record is from RefSeq and is a predicted model, not a curated record.
UGCACCAUUCUUCUGUCCGCUGCACCUUGGGUCGGAUCAGUGUCCUCUAUAGGGCUCUCUCCUCUUUACAUUUUUUUACUUUUGUGUAUAGGCUCGAUAGGUCUAAACCAGGGGAGAGGGGAGGGGGGGGACGCCUAUACUCACAUCCACACACACACAUAGGCGCUCACAUCCGCACACACACGUAGGAAAAGAGGGCUUUUUUUUUUUUUUUUUUUUUUUUUUUUUUUUUUAAUUCCUCUGUUAAUUUGCCUGCCGAUUUGGAAUCUCAGUAGUAAUGGAGGGACAGUGGAGAUUCUGGACGGAGUGGUGGCUAUCAUUUUUCAAAGAGGGAAGUUACUCCAUUUUCUAUGCAAAUGACAGAAAUGCAAGAAGCUAUCACAAGUCAGAGAGGCAAUCGACGGCUAUCAGGUUGGGACAAUAUUUGUCAGCUAACAGAUAAGCAAACGCUGUCUCUCUCUCCCUAUGUAUUUUACUUAUACCACAGAAAUGGACGCCAAAAGGAUGUGGAUUUUGCAGGAAAAGAAACGAAAAAGACACAAAACGCGAAAAGCGAAGGUUUGGGUGAACCGAGCGCAGCUUUCUUUAAGAGAGGAUGCAAAUCUAUGGCGCCUGCUAUUGGUCAGCCCAUGAUCAGAUGGUUGUAUUUCCUUGUGUCCCUCGCUGGCACCACGCCAUCUCCCUUCAGCUAAAACCCAAUCUCCGAUAUACUACUAAUAGCUAAACCACUUGGACUAUAAAACACAACAAAUCAUAAAGCCGGGAAAGGACGGCAGGCUCCUUCCAAUGAGUUCUUAUUUUGUCAACUCGACCUUCCCGGUGAGUCUGGCGGCGGGGCAGGAGCCCUUCCUGGGACAGAUCCCGUUAUAUCCCUCGGGCUAUGCGGAUCCUUUGAGGCACUACCCCAGCACCUAUGGAGCCACGGGAGUCCAGGAGAAGGGCUAUGCCUCCUCUCCCUACUACCAGCAAAGCAACGGAGCCUACAGCCGCAGCUCCGCCUGUGACUAUGGGGCCGGCGGCUUUUUCAGGGAGAAGGACCCUGCGUGCCCCCCCCCCAACCUGGACGAGGUCCCCUUCGCCCCCGAGCCGCGCAAGUCGGACUGCGCGCAGAGCAAAACUGUGUUCGGAGAGAGCGAGGAGCAAAAGUGUUCCGCCCCGGUUUACCCCUGGAUGCAGCGGAUGAACUCUUGCAAUAGUGAGUUUACUCUUUUACAGAAAUAAAUACAUCAAUCUCCUCCCCCCCUUUCUUAUUUGUUACCGCCAGAGUGAGAGAGCGAGAGAGCGAGGGAAGCAGGAAUAAGGUUCACUUUAGAGCCCAAACUUCCAGCGGGGAACUUAGGCAACGUGAGAGGCUCCAAGUUCUCCCGACACGCACCAAAACUUCACGCCGUGAGGCUCUGCUCCUCUCGCCCAGCUCCCCCCGCUUCCCCCCUAGAACAGCAGCGAACAACUUUGCUCCGUAUUGAAUCCCCAGUUACAGUAUUUCUGUCCCCCCACCCCCCCCUUUCUUUUUUUUUUUUUUUUUUUUUUUAAUUUCACAUUCCAAUUUGCGUGUCACGCAGUUCCAGCGAUUUGUCUCUGUCUUUCCCCGAACGGACGGGGAGAUCUCCCCCAGUUCAGAGCUGGAGGACUCGGCACCCGCACGGACCCGCACCCCCACGCACCCCCCUUGUAGCCGAGCUGCAGUUAAAUAACAUAGAAGUGUUUAAAUAUUUGAAAGGAGGGAGAGCUACAUUUUUAAUGAAACUUACACAUAAUGAAAAGUCUGCCCGGGGAGAAUUUUUUUUUUCCCCUGGUGAUAUAUGACUUCUUUAAGUGCUGUUUCCUCAAUCAGGAGAAGGGAGAGAAAAAAAAAAACAGGGGGGGGGAGAGAGAGAAAAAUAAUAGAGGCUCACCA